This is a messenger RNA of Closterium sp. Naga37s-1, 2100 nucleotides long. The record is from the annotation of a GenBank genome assembly. NCBI's taxonomy places the organism in Eukaryota, Viridiplantae, Streptophyta, Zygnematophyceae, Desmidiales, Closteriaceae.
AUGACUGCUGGAUUCUCAGUUGCUCCUUGCCCUUCUUGCCUCCUCCUUGCCUCCUAUUCCCCAUGCUCAUCCUUUCCCUUCCUCCCGCUUCCCUCACCACCUCCCUCCCCUGCUCUCCCUCCAUCAUCUCCCUCUCCUGCUCUCCCUCCAUCAUCUCCCUCCCCUGAUCUCCCUCCAUCAUCUCCCUCCCCUGCUCUCCCUCCAUCAUCUCCCUCCCCUGCUCUCCCUCCAUCAUCUCCCUCCCCUGCUCUCCCUCCAUCAUCUCCCUCUCCUGCUCUCCCUCCAUCAUCUCCCUCCCCUGCUCUCCCUCCAUCAUCUCCCUCCCCUGCUCUCCCUCCAUCAUCUCCCUCCCCUGCUCUCCCUCCAUCAUCUCCCUCUCCUGCUCUCCCUCCAUCAUCUCCCUCCCCUGCUCUCCCUCCAUCAUCUCCCUCCCCUGCUCUCCCUCCAUCAUCUCCCUCCCCUGCUCUCCCUCCAUCAUCUCCCUCUCCUGCUCUCCCUCCAUCAUCUCCCUCCCCUGCUCUCCCUCCAUCAUCUCCCUCUCCUGCUCUCCCUCCAUCAUCUCCCUCCCCUGCUCUCCCUCCAUCACCUCCCUCCCCUGCUCUCCCUCCAUCAUCUCCCUCCCCUGCUCUCCCUCCAUCAUCUCCCUCCCCUGCUCUCCCUCCAUCACCUCCCUCCCCUGCUCUCCCUCCAUCAUCUCCCUCUCCUGCUCUCCCUCCAUCAUCUCCCUCUCCUGCUCUCCCUCCAUCAUCUCCCUCCCCUGCUCUCCCUCCAUCAUCUCCCUCUCCUGCUCUCCCUCCAUCAUCUCCCUCCCCUGCUCUCCCUCCAUCAUCUCCCUCCCCUGCUCUCCCUCCAUCAUCUCCCUCUCCUGCUCUCCCUCCAUCAUCUCCCUCCCCUGCUCUCCCUCCAUCAUCCCCCUCCCCUGCUCUCCCUCCAUCAUCUCCCUCCCCUGCUCUCCCGCCAUCACCUCCCUCCCCUGCUCUCCCUCCAUCAUCUCCCUCUCCUGCUCUCCCUCCAUCAUCUCCCUCCCCUGCUCUCCCUCCAUCAUCCCCCUCCCCUGCUCUUCCUCCAUCAUCUCCCUCCCCUGCUCUCCCUCCAUCAUCUCCCUCCCCUGCUCUCCCUCCAUCAUCUCCCUCCCCUGCUCUCCCUCCAUCAUCUCCCUCUCCUGCUCUCCCUCCAUCAUCUCCCUCCCCUGCUCUCCCUCCAUCAUCUCCCUCCCCUGCUCUCCCUCCAUCAUCUCCCUCUCCUGCUCUCCCUCCAUCAUCUCCUUUCCACCUCUCACAAACCGCCCAGCCACCAUCCCCCUCUCUCGCCUCCCAUCCCUCCUCCCCCCGUCUUUCCCUUCCACGCUCUUCUCCCACCGCUUCCCUUUCUCCUCUUGCACCUCAUCCACCUCCUCUUCCUCCUCUCUGCUCGUCCCCUCCUCCCACUCACUCCACCACUGCCACCAAACCCCCUGCGUGUCCCUGCACGAGCAUUCAAGUGAGGGUGGCGGAUUUCGGGCUGGCAGCAACGCUGUCGCGCGGGCAGACAGCGGCAUGUGGGGUGGUGGGCUCGCCCUUCUACAUGGCUCCUGAGAUCAUCCGGGGGAGGCCCUAUGCGGGGGAGGUCGACAUGUGGAGCCUCGGCUGCGUUCUCUACACCUGCCUGUCGGGUACUGUGCCGUUCCACGGGAGGAGACACCGUGAGGAAGCAGUGGUGGCAGCGGUGGCAGCGGAGGCAGCAGAGGCAGAAGUGGUGGCAGGAGGAUGCAAGGCCGUAGUGGAGGUUACUACCUCUCUUACGACGAACGGUCACAAGAAGUGUCAUUUUGUCGCAACUGAUUUAUUCAACAAUGAAAGGCUGGAAGAGUCUGUGCCGGCUGCUCUCAAUGUCGAGAUUCCAACAGUGGUCAAAACGGAAUAUCGGAUUCUCGGCUUGGUGGGGGAAGACAGAGUGUCCCUUAUGAACGAUGCGGGCGACACGAGGGAUGAUCUUCGCCUUCCCACCCACGAGCCUCUCCGCUCACAGGUACUUGCAGAUUACGACCAGCUGUGCAGAAGACAAGGAGCUCAUCGCUAUUGUAUUCAGCGCUUUGGAUCAGGAGCAGAUUUGCGAGGUUAA